AUGGAAGUAAACAAGAUAUCGCUGUUGAUAUUCCACAUCCUGUUCGCCGCGGCCGCCGCCGAUUUCACCGCGAACUGUCCGCAAGAAUGCAAGUGCGUGUGGGCGAGUGGCAACAAGCAGGCCGACUGCUCCGAAUCAAACUUUCACGACAUCCCGAAGACACUCAGCGCCGAAAUACAAAUACUCGACCUAACGGGAAACGAACUAUACGAAAUAACGAGGCACGCCUUCGAGGACGUUAGACUGAUCAAUCUUAAGAAGCUAAUCCUGAGGGAGUGCAAGCUGAUAACCAUACACAAGAGUGGGCUGAGCGGCCUCGCCAUCAUGAUCGAACUGGACCUCUCGAAGAACGAUCUCAAGACGCUCCACGCCGAUACGUUCAGGGAGACUUCGAAGAUCAGGUGGAUAUUGCUCAACGACAAUCAGAUCGAGAAGCUGGAGGACGGGCUGUUCAAUAACCUGCCCUUCCUGCAGAAAGUGGACUUGAGCAAUAACAGAAUAGUGCAAUUGGGCUUGAAGACGUUCAUGAACGUUCCGAAACUGAACAUCCUGAGGCUCGACGGGAACAAGUUGGAGCAUUUGAAGAUCGACACUUUAAGCGCACUAACAUCGCUAUCUAACUUGGACGUGCACGACAACCCCUGGCGGUGCGAUUGCUACCUACAGCCGUUCAGAAACUGGGUCAUAAGCAAGAACCUAUACACUUCACCAAUAGCAUGCAGCGAGCCGGCGAAGGUUCACGGGAAACUGUGGAAAGAAUUAGAUUCGAGCGACUUUGCUUGCAGGCCGAGCAUCGUUUAUCCAUCUGCAAAAACCACGCUGCGUGCUUCAGAUACGAACGUGACCCUAUCCUGUCAGGUAGAUGGCAACCCUCUGCCGGAAGUAAAUUGGGUGUUGAACGCCCAAAUUAUAGACGGCACGUACAGGUACCAAGGUGAGGUCAAAUACUACAUCACUCAAAGUAGCUCGGAGAACAGCAAAUGGGUGAACCUGACGAUCAUCGACGUUGGUACCACCGACAACGGUGAAUACUUAUGCGUUGCCAAGAACCCCGGAGGUGUGGAAGAACAGAGUCUAAUUCUAAAUAUAGCGCCAACUACUCCUGGAAUCGUCGUUCCACCCGGCAUGGACAAUAACAUGCUGCCAGUUUUGAUCGGAGUGUCCUGCACGGCGGCCAUUUUGUUAAUCCUCUUAGUGAUACUCUGCUACUGCUGCUGUCGAAGGCGAAGCUCGGAGAAGAAGAAAGCGGACGCGUCGAAUGGAGAAGCGCUGAUAGAGGGCUCGGUGAUACCGGAGAUGGAGAAGAGUUUGAUAACGGCGGUUAACCCCGUGACUAAACCUCCAAGGCGGUACGAUAUGCCCCCGUCUAUUACAAGCGGGGCCACGGAAAUGUCGGAAUUGAACAAAACGCUGUUGGACAAUGACUCAGUUUUUGCUCACAACGACGACGAGAAACGUUCACUGGACUUCGAGCAGCAAACGAAACGAUCUCAAGACGCUCUCAACGCAGAUUACGGCCGAAACGAUGGCCGCGCCUACCCGCCAGAUCUGCUAUCGUUCCCCGCGAGAGCGGCUCAGAUAUCUCCAGCCGCGAGCAACGCUUCCACCGUUCCGGACACGAGCAGGCUGCAAAUAAACCCCGUGAGUCCGAUCCACUCGCCGAUCUACGGCGUGGCGACCAAUCAAAACCUGUUCAGAACGCUACCCUAUUCGCGAUCCCAGUCACCGUUCACGGCACCCAUAACCCCGCCGAACAUCCCGCCGAGGCAGGGCUACGUCACCAUACCAAGGAGGCCCAGAGUACCCAGCUGGUCGAGCACGGCCAGCACACAAAUUCUCCCCAGCACCGAAGCGCAGGAGCCACUCUACGAUAACUUGGGCCUCAGGACAACGGCCGACGGCAGUUCCGUUCUAUCUCUGAACAAGGCCGGACUAGAACAACAGUUCUCGCCCAUGAGGAAUCGACCACUGCCAGCCACACCCACGGUGUACCCCAACCCUCACCAGCUGUACUACGCCCCGAUCGAGGAGCAGGAACCGGCGCCGUCCCCCGUGCCACCUUUCAUGACGAACAGGAACAGCAUCAGCUCGCAACUUUCCACGCAACUGUCCACCCCCGGACCGCAAGAGCCCGUCAGCCAACGCAUGAGCUGGACAGCGAAGAGCACCUCGACGCCUCAGCCUGAGCCGAGGAAAGCCCUUUUCGCGGAUAACCGAAGUCAUGACGCCCAAUCACAGGCCUCAGAAACCAGCACUUUGAGCCGCAAAGGCAAACCCGAGACUGGGUCGCUGAGGAAAAAUGUGAGGACCGACAGCAAAGAGGAUCCCACAUCGCCAUCGAAGGAUGACCCUCGAAAGGCCGAGAGCAACGUAUCAUUGAACCAAUCAGGCACGCUGGGCAGGAGUGGCAAGAUCCCCCCGCGGCCGCCACCCAAACCCAAGAAAAAACCACCCACAGAAGUCAACCCGAACGAACCACUCUUCGAGGACGAAGGAGAGGACGGCACGGAAGUG
Molecule: messenger RNA, 2514 nt
Organism: Iphiclides podalirius (scarce swallowtail)
Lineage: Eukaryota; Metazoa; Arthropoda; Insecta; Lepidoptera; Papilionidae
Source: the annotation of a GenBank genome assembly